CCGCCCCGGGACUGCAGCAGAAGCGACAGAAGCAACAGCGGAAGCAGCAGCAGAAGCAGAAGCAGCAGAAGCAGCAGAAGCAGCAAAAGCAGCAACACCGCAAUGGCCUCCCGCUCGAUUUUCAAGCCGUGCAUCGACCUGCACAACGGCGCCGUCAAGCAGAUCGUCGGCGCCUCUCUCUCCGAUGAUACGCCCUCGAUGCUCAAAACAAAUUUUGUCUCUGAGGAGCCUCCCGCUUUCUACGCCAAUCUGUAUCGCACACACGAUCUCCGGGGUGCGCACGUCAUUAUGCUGGGCCCAAACAACGAGCAGGCAGCCAAGGAGGCUCUUGCCGCAUGGCCAAAGGGACUGCAGGUCGGCGGCGGCAUCAGUAUCGACAAUGCCCAGCACUGGCUUGACUGCGGCGCUGACAAGGUCAUUGUCACGAGCUGGCUCUUCCCUGAAGGCAAGCUCUCGAUGCAGCGACUCAAGGAUCUGUCGGCUCUCAUCGGCAAGGACAACCUCGUCAUCGAUGUCAGCUGCCGAAAGAGGGGAAGCCAGUGGUUCGUUGCCAUGAACAAGUGGCAGACGAUUACCGACGUCGAGGUCUGCCGAGAAACACUUGUGGACCUCGCGCAGUACUGCAGCGAAUUCCUUGUUCAUGCGGCGGACGUGGAAGGUCUUUGCCAAGGCAUCGACGAGGAGCUAGUUCAAAAGCUCGGAGAAUGGUCAACGAUUCCCUGCACAUACGCCGGUGGUGGUAAAGAAAUCGAGGACCUGAAGCUGGUCCACGAGCUUUCGAAUGGCCGAGUCGAUCUAACCUUUGGAAGUGCCCUUGAUAUCUUUGGAGGAUCCGGCGUCAAGUUCAUGGACGCAGUGGCCUGGAACAAAGGCGCGCUUGUUCUCUAAACAUCUGCAAUCGACGCAGUGGCCAAGUGUAUCGCGUUCAUUCCCCGCCUGUGUGGCUCGAAUAUAAUCUCGAACAUGGCCCUCUCACGAAGGGUCCUUUGUAUUAUACCGAUAC
Polychytrium aggregatum is the source of this 1003-nucleotide messenger RNA. RefSeq names its product Phosphoribosylformimino-5-aminoimidazole carboxamide ribotide isomerase. The transcript is spliced from 9 exons. Gene Ontology annotation, molecular function: 1-(5-phosphoribosyl)-5-[(5-phosphoribosylamino)methylideneamino]imidazole-4-carboxamide isomerase activity. NCBI's taxonomy places the organism in Eukaryota, Fungi, Chytridiomycota, Chytridiomycetes, Polychytriales. The coding region runs from base 103 to 888 and encodes 261 amino acids. The record is from RefSeq and is a predicted model, not a curated record. Gene Ontology annotation, cellular component: cytoplasm. Gene Ontology annotation, biological process: L-histidine biosynthetic process; L-tryptophan biosynthetic process.